UGUUUAACCGGAAGUAGGCGCCCUCCCUCGUCACGUGACGUGGGUUGUGCCUUCACGGCGAAGUGAAAACGUGACUUUUUUCCCCCCUUAUUUCCGCUUCGAAAGGUGUGUGUGUGCGUGUAUGAGAGGCUUUUUUCGACAUGUUGGUAGAGAGAUCGGUUUCGAUGUGAAGUUAAUUUUAGGCUUGAAAACCCCGGUUCAGAUUUCACACCUGUUUGUUGCGGUAUAAAGACACUGCGACAAAAUACAUAUAUUGGUCAAUGACACUGAUAAGCGUUCCCAGCUAGCCUUAGUGAGGUAUUAACCCACAAAGGAGUCUGUACUGACGGAGUAAUUUUUCAUCUUACUUAAAGCCUUCCGUUAUUCUAAUUAUCCGAAGCUAAAACUCAUAAAUGGGUGUAUUUUCAUCACUGCGUGGCAAAACACGUGUAUACACUUCAACCCCCACUGCCCCUAGUCCUUCCCUACAUCCUUUGCGCCUAAAAGAGGCGGAGUCGCGUCGCAGUCUGAUGACGCAAAGUUGCUUUAGAAACGAGAAACGCUUGUUUGCGGACAGGGGUUUGAAAAGGUGCGUUCACUCUGACAAAAAAAGCGUGUUUCUUACCUGUUCUGCGGAUGAUUAAAUUUCAACAUUAAAAAGUCGAGGCAAUAUCAUCACACUAAAAGAAAUGGUCAUCUAAAGGGAGGGCAUCAUUAUGAGCCCAUCGGAGAGCAAGCAAGAUGACAUUGACUCUAAAAUACUGUCUUUAGCUGCUGAGAUUGCAGACAGUCCAGAUCAAAAUGUGCCUGUCCUUCUGUUGAACUUAAAAGAAAUUCUGGGGCAAGAAUCUCUUGGAAGGAAUGAACUGAAGAAACUGAAAGAAGACAUCUACUCCUGUGGCCUCACAGAAUAUUGUAAUGUAGUUCUGAAGAAAGAUUUCUCCAAAAUUCAGGGUGGCUGGUCAGCUGCUGCACAGUUAGCCGAUAUUCUAAGUAAAUCUUGUGUGGACAUAGAUCCUGAGGAAGAAAAGGAGAAAUUUCAUAAUGAAGUUCUCCCAAAGGCAGCUGACAAUCUGUUGAAUUUGGCAAGGCGCAUACAGAAACGAUAUGAAAGAGCUGUCAAGGAUGAAGAAAAAGCAGAAUUGUAUAAUAAUUUUCACAUAGUGACAAACUCUGUUUGUUGGCUAUGCAGUGGGCACAUUGAUGUAGCUAAGCAAACUCUCCAAUCUGAAGAUUUUCAUCAGUUACUACUUACUGAUGAUGUUAAAACCAGAGCUACCAUGAUGUCAGUUCUGGAAAAUCUUGUCAGAGUAAACAGUGCUGUUUUAACAAAGACUGAUGAGAAGGCUAUUCGUAAAAUUUUGGAUGAGCUUGUUUACAAUCUCUUGGAAGAGACCAACCCUGUGAUUGGCAGUUUGGCAACAAAAGCAUUACUGCUAAUGACAAGAAGACACCCGCCCAUUGUAAAAAUUAUCUGCACUCAUUACAAAGCCUUACAAAUUCAAUUGAGCAAGAAAUGGACUGGAAAAGGUUUUGGAAGAGAACUCCAUCAGCUUCUGGACCUGCUUUAUGCUGGAUCCUACCAGCAAGGUGAAAUGCAGAGAUUACACAGAGCAGCAUGCUUAAUCCAAGCAGCUUGGAGAGCCUAUCAGACCAGAAAAAGACUCAAGAAACUUCCCAAAGCAAUUACUAGAAUUCAGAAAAGCUUCAGGGAAAGAAAGGCGAAGGAGCGUCUGCUUUCUCAGAGGCUCAAGGAGGAGGAAGAGCUCAGGAACCAUGUGCAGCUCCAGAGACAAAGAGCUCUUCGUGAAUUCCGACAGCGGCAACUUGACCUGCUAGAAAUAGUACCUGCAAGUCUUGUAGAUGUGUAUUUAAGGGAACAAGAACAGAAGGCUGCCAUCCUGAUUCAGAAACUGUGGCGAGGACACAGUGAGAGAAGGAAAUUUCAUGACCAGAAGCGGGCCCUGAAAGAGUUUAAGGCAGCAGUAACUUUGCAAAGAGCAGCUCUGCGUUUCUUGCAAAGACGAAGGAAUGAAAGACACAUCUUGUCUCCUUGGAGAGGUCCCAAGGGCUUGACAGAUGAAAGGAGGACAGAAUUAAAGAAAGAGGUGGAAGACUAUAUUGCUCUUCACCCAUGUUCUUCAGUGUCAAUGGAGAGCUGUAAGGAACUCCAUCAAAAGACCCAGGAAAUGCUAAGACAGCAUGUAAUGAAGAGACACCCACACAGAAAAGCCAACCAGCGCAGGGAGGCUCUCCUGGCACAGAUUAACACUGAUGUUGAACUUCUGAUGAAUUCUCCACAUUUGCAAGAAGUUACAGAACCAGACAUUGAUGCAUUCACAAGCAGAUCAGGCCCUGUAGCUGCCCGGGCCAAAGAGUGCCACCACACCAUGCUUCAGUUCAAUCGCUGGCCGUGGUGGAAGAAACUAGGAGAUGAAUUCUUGGAUCCUGAAAAAAUUCCUAAAGAGGAUAUUAAUACUGAAUUUGAGACACUUUAUUUGGGAGGAAGCUGAUCAUCACCUCAAAUGGUUUAUUUUACUGUUUCUUAUUUAAAGAUCGAUUCCAGAAUCAAUUCAAUUCAGUUAUAAAGUGCUUGUGGCAAUCUAACCAAAUCUGAAAAAAAGUUCAGGAAAUACAAUAGCAAAUUAUUGGAACUAUAACUUGAAGGUACAGGUGGGUUGCCAUCUAAUUUUUUAUUGUACUUUAGACACUUUGCUGAAUAAACUGCAAGGCUCAUUUAGAGAUUUGUUGAUGUAAAAUAAUACAUUGGUUUAUUGUGUCAAGGUUUGGAGUACUUUGUACAGCUGGUCGUCCUUGGUGCAUUCUCUUCAUGAUUUUGUAUUUAAAAAUAUCCCUUUGUUUUAAAAGUAGUUGUUAAGUUGUCAUGUUGGUGCCCCUCUACUCUAAGGAAACUUAAAUAGUUCAGCAGUUGUAAAAAUACAACUCCUUUCCCUGAGUUCAGUCUGGGUCCUUUCAGUGCCCAAUACCUGCUUUCUCUCAGACUGUUGGUCGAUUUGAGCACGAUGGACUGAAGGGCCACAUCUUGUUUAUGACCUUUCUUUUGUUUCGGUUCAUCAGGGUAAAGAUGGAUUGUCAGCUGUGACUCGUGCUAUCGUCCCCUGUCACUUCUCCCCUCCUGCUAUGUGCUUCCCACACUACUUUUCUGCCAUGUGCUGUCUUUGGUAAAGAAUACUCAAUGUUCCUCUGAGCUGCUGGUCAUCUUCUGGUCCGGUCAUCUAACCGAUUAUAACCCAUUAUAUUGUACUGAUCUCACACUGUACUACUGAGCUGUGCACACUGCUCAAUAUCCCUUGUUAUUUAGAUGUUUCAGCUAUACUGGUGCCUGGGGUGGGAGAAGUCCCUUCCCAAGACAAGACAAGACAAGAACUAAUAAAUUUUAAGACUCCUGGUGCACAACAAAAUUAUUUCAUAAUUUAAUCAAUUAUUGUUCUGUGUUAUUGUCCAUUAUUUUUAAGAUGUAAGA
Molecule: messenger RNA, 3463 nt
Organism: Lepisosteus oculatus (spotted gar)
Lineage: Eukaryota; Metazoa; Chordata; Actinopteri; Semionotiformes; Lepisosteidae
Product: IQ calmodulin-binding motif-containing protein 1
Biological process (GO): cilium assembly
Cellular component (GO): cilium
Molecular function (GO): calmodulin binding
Source: RefSeq, a predicted model, not a curated record